Molecule: messenger RNA, 680 nt
Organism: Funneliformis geosporum
Lineage: Eukaryota; Fungi; Glomeromycota; Glomeromycetes; Glomerales; Glomeraceae
Source: the annotation of a GenBank genome assembly
CUAUAGCUCCAAUUGCAGAAGAAAUGCGUGAUCUAAAAUUUGGAUUUUUGAUUAUCGGAGGAAUUAUUAUCAUUUCUAGUAUCCCACCAGUUCCAGGAUAUGGAUCAACGAUUAUUAUUUGUGGAUAUAUAUAUGGGUUCCCACUUGGAUUUAUUCCAGCAUUCUUUUCCGCUUUGCUAGGCGCAUCUUUUAGCUUCUAUUUAUGUCGAACAAUAUGUCUUGGCUAUGCUAGAAAACUAGCAAAAAAACAAAGCAAUUUUCAAAAAUUAUCAUUGGCCAUAGAAGAAGGUGGAUUCAAGAUAAUUUUUUUAAUAAGAUUAAGUCCUUUUCCAUUUCCUUGGUCAAAUGCAUUUUUUGGUACCAUCCAAUCUGUUAGUUUUUGGAAAUUCUUUAUAGCCACAGCUUUAAGUUUGCCAAAAUUAUUAAUAUAUAUAUUCAUGGGUUCAAGAUUUCGUAAUUUAUCUGAAGAAAUGGAUACAACUUCUCGUAUAAUUAAUUAUGUUACAUUAGCUGUCGGUUUCGUACUAUUAUUCUUUGCAGCUUGGUAUAUCUAUAAUAAAAUGAAUGAAACCGUUGAAAAAGCUGCUUCUCAAAGAUUCAUUCAAAAAAUCGAUAUGGAAAAUAAUGGUGGUCUUGUUGGACUUGGGGACGAAUUAGUUGUUGAUGAAGAACGAACGUGA